CGGGUGCGGGGCUCCCGGGCGAGGCGGCCGGAGCGCGAAUCCUCGGAGCGAGCGGAAUGCCCGGGAUUCCAGCGGCGAGCCUUCCCGGCGGCCUCUACGUCAGAGGCGGAAGGCCCUUCCAGGAAGGGGCGGGGUCGGCCGAGGGCGUAAAACGCUCAAUGCUGGAGCGGGCUGUGGAGUUACGGGGCGCUGAAGACACUGGGCCCUUCCGCCCGCGGGCCUGCAGGGCCACUGCGCGCAGCUCCGCCGGCCCGGGACCUACCGCCGAGCUCAUCCAGUCCAGGGUGCGGCGACUCACUGGCCUCAUGGGGUCGAAGUCGCCGCCGGGGUCUCCGCUGUCUCGCGAGGAGGGUGAAGCACCGACGCCGGCUCCAGCUCCCGAGGGGAGGCGGAGAAGUCGCCGGGUCCGCCUUCGCGGCUCCUGCCGUCACCGACCCAGCUUCCAGGGCCGGCGGGAGCUUUCCUCGAGCACCUCAGCAGGGGCUGCCCCGGCGUCCCCCAAGAUAAUGGCAUCAGCUGCUAAAGAAUUUAAAAUGGACAACUUUUCACCUAAAGCUGGCACUAGCAAAUUGCAGCAGACAGUACCAGCUGAUGCGUCUCCUGAUUCUAAGUGUCCUAUAUGCUUGGAUAGAUUUGAUAAUGUGUCUUACUUAGAUCGCUGCUUACAUAAGUUCUGUUUUCGCUGUGUACAGGAGUGGUCAAAAAACAAAGCUGAAUGUCCACUAUGUAAACAGCCCUUUGAUUCUAUUUUCCAUUCUGUGAGGGCAGAAGACGACUUCAAGGAGUAUGUCCUAAGGCCUUCAUAUAAUGGUUCUUUGGCUACCUCUGAUUUUCGACGAUUUCGCUACCGUACAACCAUGACAAGGGACCGGAAUGCUUCUGUUUAUUCACCUAGUAGUACAAUGAAUAGAAGAACAACAACUCCGCCAGACAGUGGAGUACUGUUUGAAGGACUGGGCCUCUCAACAAGACCUAGAGAUGCUGAAAUUCCUCAACUUAUGAGACAGAUUGCAUCAAGGAGGCCACCUGCUUCAGAUGAAAGAUCUUUGCGGAAAAUUCAAGAACAAGAUAUUAUUAACUUUAGGCGAACCCUCUAUCGUGCUGGUGCUCGAGUUAGAAAUAUUGAAGAUGGUGGCCGCUACAGAGAUAUUUCAGCAGAAUUUUUCCGUAGAAAUCCAGCUUGCCUUCAUAGAUUAGUCCCCUGGUUAAAACGUGAACUCACUGUUCUUUUUGGAGCUCAUGGAUCUUUAGUGAAUAUUGUCCAGCACAUCAUCAUGAGUAAUGUCACUCGCUAUGACUUGGAGAGUCAGGCAUUUGUGUCUGAUUUGAGACCAUUUUUACUUAAUCGAACUGAGCAUUUUAUACACGAAUUUAUUAGUUUUGCUCGAUCUCCUUUUAAUAUGGCAGCUUUUGACCAGCACGCCAAUUAUGAUUGCCCUGCUCCUUCAUAUGAAGAAGGCAGCCAUUCUGAUUCUUCAGUCAUAACAAUAUCUCCAGAUGAAGCUGAGACCCAAGAACUGGAUAUUAAUGUAGCCACUGUUAGUCAGGCACCAUGGGAUGAUGAAACUCCAGGACCAUCUUAUUCAAGCUCAGAACCGGUACAUGUUGCCAUGUCUUCCCUUUUAAAUACUUCAGACAGCUCAGAUGAAGAACUUGUCACAGGAGGAGCCACAUCUCAGAUACAAGGAGUAAAAGCCAAUGAGGACCUAAAUAAUGACAGUGAUGGUUCUUCAGAUAACUGUGUCAUUGUUGGCUUUGUUAAACCACUGGCUGAACGGACCCCAGAACUUGUUGAACUGUCCUCUGAUUCUGAGGAUUUAGGCUCCUAUGAGAAAAUGGAGACGGUGAAGGCCCAAGAACAAGAGCAGUCUUACAGUUCUGGCGAUAGUGAUAUGAGUAGAUGUUCAUCUCCACACUCUGUCCAUGGAAAGAGUGAGCAAAUGAAUAAAAAUCGUUGUGAUUCUGGAACAAGAAUCAGAUCAAAGAAGGAGGAAAAACGAUCUACAUCGUUAUCUUCUCCCAGAGACCUGAGCUCAUCUAUGAGAGCAGACAGAGUGAAUUCCCUGUAUAACCGUAGACACAGGAGGAGGGGACGAUCAAGAAGUUCAGAUUCACGUUCUCAAAGUAGAAGUGGGCAUGAUCAGAAAAAUCAUAGGAAACAUGGUAAGAAAAGAAUGAAGAACAAACGAUCCAGAAGCAGGGAGAGUAGUAGACCUAGAGAGAGAAGAGACAAAAAGAGAUCAAGAACUAGAGAGAGCAGUUGGUCAAGACGAAGCCAAACACUUUCGCUAAGUAGUGAAAGCACAAGCAGAUCGAGAUCACAUAGCAGCGAUCACAGUAGAAGAAGAUCACGGAGCAGAAACAGAGAUCGUUAUUAUUUAAGAAAUAAUUAUGGAAGCAGAUUCAAGUGGGAGUAUACGUAUUAUAGUAGAAACAAGGACCGGGAUUGCUAUGAAUCAUACAGGAGGAGGACUUUGUCCAGAGCCCACUAUUCCAGACAAUCUUCAAGUCCAGAAUUUAGAGUUCAGUCUUUUUCUGAAAGAAAUGCUAGGAAAAAAAAUAAUCACAGUGAAAGAAAAUAUUACUAUUAUGAAAGACACAGAUCAAGGAGCCUGUCCAGUAACAGAUCAAAGACUGCAUCUACAGGACCUGACCGAAUGAGAAAUGAAAAGCCUGGAGGGAAAAGAAAAUAUAAAACACGGCAUUUGGAGGGUACUAAUGAAGUGGCUCAACCAUCUCGUGAGUUUGCUUCUAAAGUAAAGGAUAACCAUUACCAAAAGUCUUCAUCAAAAUUCGAUGGAAACUGUAAAAAUGAGAGUGAUAGCUUUUCAGAUAGCCGAUCAUCAGACAGAGAGACAAAACACAAGAGGAGGAAAAGGAAAACCAGGAGUCUAAGUGUAGAGAUUGUUUAUGAAGGAAAAACUACUGAUUUAGCUAAACAUCAUAAAAAGAAAAAGAAGAAGCACAAGAAGAAACAUAAGAAACACCAUGGAGAGAAUACUUCACGGUCUCCGGUUAUUAUUACCAUUGACAGUGAUACCGAUAAGGAGUCUGAAGUUAAAGAAGACACAGAAUAUGACAAUAAUGGUCUUCAAGAUACUCUACAUGAUGAGUUUUUGACUCCUUCCUUGGAACCAUUUGAAACUAAAGAUGUCGUUACAAUAGAAGAUGAAAUUGGAGCCCUGGACAAAGAGUGUGACAUUACCACACUUACAAACAACUUAAAUCAUGCCAGCAAAACUGUGGCUAUUAUUCCACCCCAUGCAACUUCAGUUGAACAAACUCUUGAUGUGAGAGAAGACAGCAACUUGGACUCUGAUUUGGGGAACCAAUCCAAUAAUGUAUCUCUUCAGUCUGAGCCAUCAAGGCAAUUGCCUUCUCCGCGGACAUCAUUAAUGUCAGUGUCUCUUGGUAAAGAUGGAUAGGUCUUAAAAGCAUCACAUUCGGUUCUGAUGGUAUAGGAAAAAAAGAAAAAACCCUGUCCUCUAUUAGAGACUAUUUAAAGAUGACUUUAGGUAAAAACUCCCCCUUAAAAUAUUUCGAGUGACUUCUUUUGUGUUAAUUUGUAAAAAUCAUUAUUUGUUCAAAACGUAUGUAUGUCCCACUCUGAGAUAUGCACUUUUAAGUGAAGAAGAUAUUGUUAACAGUUUAUUUAAAACUGGGAUCCUUUCUAAAUAAAGUAUAAAUUUUAGAAAUUA
Ochotona princeps (American pika) is the source of this 3698-nucleotide messenger RNA. RefSeq names its product TOP1 binding arginine/serine rich protein, E3 ubiquitin ligase (gene TOPORS). The record is from RefSeq and is a predicted model, not a curated record. The transcript has 3 exons. Bases 57 to 3425 code for a protein of 1122 amino acids. NCBI's taxonomy places the organism in Eukaryota, Metazoa, Chordata, Mammalia, Lagomorpha, Ochotonidae. Gene Ontology annotation, molecular function: ubiquitin protein ligase activity; metal ion binding. Gene Ontology annotation, biological process: protein polyubiquitination; protein monoubiquitination.